UGACAACUUUUUGACAGAUGGAAAUUUUGCUUUGAUUUUUUUGGGGAGAAAAACACAAAAAUUCAGUAAAUAAAUUAAUUUCCAAGCAAUGGAGAGUGAAAGAAAGGAAUUUUCCGAUCUCUGUACGCAAUUUUUGUUCCUUAAUCACUAUGACGAGGCCGCGGGAGUGUCAAUUAUUGAAUUAAAUCUCGUCCUGAAUGAAUUAAAUGCCAUUUGCUUUCGACAUCAACAGAUUGCAGAUUCAAAAUAUGCUGGCGCAUUGAUGGCAGCCUUCCCUAAAAUUCCCAUCAAGGAGGAUACCCUGGUGGUAAAGGCGUGCUGCCUCAUGGUAUCCCUGGUGAAGAAGCAAAAUAUCCGUAUCCCUCCACACAUUGCAAAUGCCAACAUUGUCUGGCUCCUGAGAUGUCUGGAAGGGAAUUUUCAUGCUGUGAUCCAUGAGGCUGUUAAAGCCUUCAGUGCUCUCCUGCUGAACAAUGUCAACACACUGGAGAUUCCCUAUGAGAGAUUCUUCUCAGGGGAUCGAGGGCUCUUCACGAAGCUCCUCAAGAAUCCCAAAAUAGUCAAUAAUCCGGAUGUGAAGUAUGAAAAGAACAGUGAAGAGGAGAUUUUUCUCUCAACCCUCACCUGUGUGGACACAAUCCUUUCGGGUUACGCGGAAGUGGAAGCUGUGACAAAGAUUCCCAAUGAAUAUAUAACAAAUAUCGGGGAAAUUAUUCUCCGGAAUAUCUACAGGUGGGAGCUUGUGACACUUGGGGAGGUGAACUACGCCACCUUCAUCUACCGCAGUCUCAACAUUCUCAAAAUCCUCACUGACCUGCAAGAAAUGUGGAUCGUGGAGAAUCUCGGGGAGAUCUUGGGAGCUGCCAGGGCGUUCACAAUGACGGGAUAUGUGGAUGGGGAUUGGAUGAAGCCACGAAGGGUAGCACCAUCGCAGCAAAUCCUCGUAGAGCCCCAGAAUCAGACCACGAGCAAAGGAGGGAAGGUAAUCCGGGCCAAAAAAGGGAAGAAGCUCUCAAAAUCAAGUCAAAAGUCAGGCAAAAAGAACAAAAAUCCCAAAAAUGAGGAUCACAGUCAAUUCAUCAAGCCCUAUUCGUACGAGAGCACCAUAGAGAAUGCCUUUGGGGAUUCCUCAGAGGAACAGGCAGCCUUCCAGACGAGUGAAUCCGAACUCUCUGACUCUGGUGGCGGCAAAAUGAGUCACGAUCUUCGGCAGAAGAAGUAUCGCGUGCGAUUGGCAGCCAUUCAACUUAUUGGCGCCCUGGCCAAAGCUGUCGAUCGGAAGACAAUGUUCGGCUUCUGGCACUGCCUCUUUGCACCAAAUGAUACCGAACAGGUGGCUUCGGUGACGCUGGAUGGAUGUAUUUUACAUGAUCCAAGCCAUCGGUGCCGCAUUGCAGCUCUCCAGACAAUUUCCUACCUCCUCCAUGACGCCAAAAAGUUCCUCUAUCAAGCUGAAAGCGUCGACCGGGAAUCGGCGUCCUUCACCCCAUUCUCCGUGGCUCUCGGGAAGAUGGUUGUGCAGCUGUAUCAGGCUCUCCUUCAAGCACUCAACACGGAAUCCCUGACGCCGCUUAUUGUGCAAAUUCUCAAAUGCUUCAAUAUCCUCAUUCCGGCAACACCUUUCCAUCGCCUUAAAUCGGGAAUAAUUACAAAACUAGUUGAGAAAAUUCGAAAGUUGAUCCAUCACUGGGACGCCACUGUUAAACUACACGCAUUCCGUGUUAUGGGCUACAUUAUUUCCAUCACAGACAUCACACCGGAGAUCAUGACGUGUAUUGGGGUCGAACGAUUAACUGUACGUACGGAAAACAUUCACCGGAAGUACUUGGAGGAUGUUGGCAAUGAGGAGGAUUACGAUGAGAGUGUUGAAGUUGAGGCGGAUGCGGAGGAAGCAACGGAGCAGGAAGACAGUGUGAACGAACUGGGGGAGAAGAGAAUGGCUUGGAUCCUCGAGGAUUUGCUUAGUUGCAUUUCGGCGGGAAAAGAGCGACAGAGGGCGCCACAGGUGUUGGAAAUUCACACGGAAUGCUUAACAUUGUUGGCUGCCAUGUCUGCUCACAUUGGAAUAAUGCUUGGGCACUUGAAGCCCAUUGCGCAAGCCAUAAGGGCGGGAUUAGAGAGUGAUGCUUCGGCAAUUGUGGUCAAUUCGGCGAAAGCUCUGGAUUUUAUUGCUCACUCCAUCACGCAGUAUUUUCUCAAUGCGUCCACGGUGAAGGCAACAGGGGAACUGGAGGAUGCUCUGAUGCUGUGGACGGUAACCCUUCCGGCUGUUACGGAACACCUUCAGGGUACAGUGACAAAUGUUAAGGUUAUCUGCUGUGAUGCUCUGUCCAAUAUUGGUGGGCAUGUGUACGAGAAGCUCCCAAGGGACAAACAAUUCCUCAUCCUUUCCCUCCUGCACGGCAAUACGAGUAACAAUGAGACAAUCGUGAGGGCAUCAGCAUGCCGGGCGCUUAGCGUUCUUGCGCAAUUCCCCUCGCUACGGGAUGAUUUGGUCUUCUUGGAGAAUACCGCAGAAAUGGUGACAGAUCUCAUACCGAUGGGUGAUGAGUUGAGUCGCAUGAAGGCUGCCUGGGCACUUGGGAACAUCACAGAUAUUCAUCAUCUCAAAUCCGACAGUCCAUUUGAUCGGCUACGCGACGAUCUGCUCGAGAAGAUGCUGCGAACGACUGUUGCUGCGUGCGAUGAUCAGUACAAGGUGCGAUGCAAUAUUGUGCGUGCCAUUGGGAAUCUCCUCUAUCUCAUUCGAGAGGAUCUACUGGUGCAGGAAUCGUGGCAGGAGCUGGUGGGGAAGGUGAUUGAGUGCCUCGUUGUCAAUGCGCGCGAUGUGAAAUUCAUGAAAGUCCGCUGGAAUGCCUGCUACGCCAUGGGGAAUAUGAUGCGCAACAUAUGCUUCUACACUGAAGCAGCUCAGCGGCGACUCAACUGGCAGACACUGAUCUUUCCGGCACUAUGUGAGCUUGUCGUCAACAAUCCCAACUUCAAGGUGCGCAUCAAUGCAACAGUUGCCCUGGCCAGUGUCCCCCAACGGGAUGGUUAUGGGCAGCAUUUUGCAUCCAUUUGGUCAGCACUGAUCCUCGCACUGGAACAUGCAGUUAAUCUGACGGAUUUCAACGAGUACAAGCACAGGGAUAACCUAAUGGACCAACUCUGCCUAACCCUGGCGCAUUUUAUCAUUUGCACCCAAACUACGGACUUGGUGGCCAUGCAGCAAGAGCUUCUGCCACAUGUUGAGGUUACCAGAGAAAAUUGGUCAAGGGUGGCAAAUAGGAUUCUCCCAGAACGUGCAACGCCUCUCCUCCUGGCCGCACAGAAGUUGAAGAAUUUCGCAGAGGAGAAGCUGACGCCAGAUCAGCAGCUUGCAUCCAAUUUCCUGGCUUCCUGCUUCAUCUCACCCGUUGAGUAUGCCUGAAAUGCCUUAAAAAUCUGCCCAAAAUCAAGAAGAAUCAAUAAAUUAUCAAACAUUGAAGGA
Molecule: messenger RNA, 3472 nt
Organism: Lutzomyia longipalpis
Lineage: Eukaryota; Metazoa; Arthropoda; Insecta; Diptera; Psychodidae
Product: HEAT repeat-containing protein 6
Exons: 3
Coding region: 89-3412 (1107 amino acids)
Source: RefSeq, a predicted model, not a curated record